Messenger RNA from Erigeron canadensis, 2010 nucleotides. RefSeq names its product pentatricopeptide repeat-containing protein At5g48910-like. The transcript is spliced from 3 exons. The record is from RefSeq and is a predicted model, not a curated record. Gene Ontology annotation, molecular function: zinc ion binding; protein binding; RNA binding. Bases 220 to 1917 code for a protein of 565 amino acids. Gene Ontology annotation, biological process: RNA modification. Lineage: Eukaryota; Viridiplantae; Streptophyta; Magnoliopsida; Asterales; Asteraceae.
AGAGGCAUUUAACAAAAAUAUAUAUACAGAUGUAUAUAGAGAUUAUCUUUCAACUGUAUUAAGAAUGUUAAAGUAACUACAGUUAAUCACUCCCCGCUUAAUCCUCCGUCGACAGCGUGACCACUGUUCUCAGACGACCAGGUUUUUUAGAUUUAAAGACAAACAAAAGCACUGGAAGAAGAGGAGAGAGUUGCUUGUUUGAUUCGAAAAUGUCCCAAUAUGAGAGUUCUCCAUCAAAUCCAUUCAUAUAUCCUUACUCGAGAUUUACCUAUCUCGACUCUAAGCUUUUGUCUCUCGAAAGUUAUAUCCUUUUGUGCUCUUUCCCCACUCGGCAACAUCCUAUACGCUGAAAAACUGCUAUAUCAAACCCCAAGCCCCAACAUUUUCUCGUGGAAUUCCGUCAUUAAAGGUUUCUCCCAAUCCCAAAUCUUAUCUCCAACACAACCCUUUUCCAUUUUCAAAACUUUAAUCCGUAAAGGCCACCCAAACCCCAAUACUUUCACUUUUGCCUUCGUUUUAAAAGCCUGCGCUACAUUGCCUGCUUUUCUAGAAGGCCAGCAGGUUCAUUCUUGUGUCAUUCGAUCUGGGUUUUGUUCAAGUUCGUUCUUGCAGUCGUCUUUGGUUAAUUUCUAUGCGAAAUGUGAGAAGAUUGAAUUUGCACGGAGAGUGUUUGAUGACAUGCAGGAGAGGAAUAUGGUUGUUUGGAGUACAAUGAUUGGUGGAUAUACGAAAGUUGAUAUGUUUAAUGAGGCAUUGGAUUUGUUUGGGGAUAUGCAGAAGGCGGGUGUUGUUGCUGAUGAAGUGACAAUGGCUAGUGUGGUCUCUGCUUGUGGUGGGUUGGGCGCGCUUGAUGUUGGUAGGUGGGUACAUAUGUAUAUUAAGAAGCGAAAGAUUGUGAUGGAUACUAAGCUCAGUACUUCACUUAUUAAUAUGUAUGCAAAAUGUGGGAGUAUAGAAAAAGCUAAAGAAGUUUUUGGUGAAAUGUCUGCUAAAGAUUCAAGAGCUUGGAGUUCAAUGAUUGUGGGGUUUGCGAUUCAUGGGCAUGCUGAUGAUGCUGUGAGUGUAUUUGCUGAUAUGGAAAAAUCCAAGGUGAAACCAAAUCAUGUAGCAUUUCUUGGUGUGUUACUAGCAUGUGCGCAUGCUCAGCUAGUCUCGGAGGGGCGAAGACAUUGGGAUAUCUUGCUCAAGUCUGGAAUUCAACCAUCAAUGGAGCAUUACAGUUGCAUGGUUGAUUUAUUUUUCCGUGCCAACUUAUUUGAUGAAGCUUGCACAUUCAUCAAAAACAUGCCCGUUGACCCUGACCCUGCAAUCUGGAGGACUUUUCUUGUUGCAUGCAAAAAAAGCAAGAACAUGGAGAAAGGAGAAUUAGCUGGUCAAAGACUACUCGAAUUAGAACCAUCUAACCCAGAAAACUAUGUUUUGUUGUCGAGCUUUUAUGCAACUUGUUCAGAAUGGUCUAAAAUGGGUCAUAUCAAGAAACAAAUGAGAGACAAGGGGUUAAAAACUGUACCAGGGUGUAGCUCCAUAGAAAUUGAUGGGGUUAUACACGAGUUUGUGUUAGGGGACUGGUCUCACCCCGAGUUAAAUGAGAUAAGGGAAGUACUGAGCAAUAUUGUAAAACGUGUGAACUCUAUGGGCCAUAUACCAAAUGUCUCGGAAGUUCUACAUGAUAUAAGCCAUGAAUUGAAGGAAGAAGCUCUUUGUGAGCAUAGUGAAAGAUUAGCCAUUGCUUAUGGAAUUUUGAAGACUAAAGCGCCCGUCGUUAUUAGAGUAGUGAAAAACCUUAGAGUUUGUGGGGAUUGCCAUGAUGUGACGAAAAUUAUCAGCAGGUUAUAUGAGCGAGAGAUUGUUGUUAGGGAUAGAGUUCGGUUUCAUAGAUUUGUUGGUGGUACUUGUUCUUGCAAAGACAAUUGGUGAACUAAUUAUAUCUUUUUGUACCUUAUUUUCGAAACCUUAACUAGUUAACUUUUCAAAUGCUUUUUUAGCCCUCGGAAAUUAUUUAUUUUUAUA